UGAGCAUUAACAUCUCACUUUCUUAUCUGUUAUUGUUGUCUGAUGAUUAAUGUAAGACAAAUUCUUGUCUAACAUCACAUCUUCGCUGCACAUCUUCGAUUAAUCACUUUAAAUGGUUCAUAAAGGUACUUCUGAAGCAUAAAAGUAUGAAAUACACAUGAACAUCUCCAAAAUCUCAAACAUAUUCAUGAAACUUUAGCUAGCUCUCCCCUUUAUGCCAAACCAAACAUCCUACAUUAGUCAAACUUGUAAGAAUACAUGUUCUCCCAUCGUGAACUCUUUGUGACGAUGCUUCUUGUUAGAAUAUAACUUUUUCUCACUUUGAGUUGUCACUACACUAUCUCUAACCAAUUUAACCUUAUCAACGACAUCUUGAAUCAACUCUACAUCCACUAACUUAGCUAUCCCAACUUCAACUAUCCUAGCCCUAAAUCGCCUACCAUGCCGUGCCUCAAAGGCGCUAUUUGACAACUAGACUGAUAACUUUUGUUAUAUGUAAAUUUUCAUCUUAGGAAAAUAUCAAUAUCAAAUUACUCAAAGAUCAACACAAGUUCUAAGCAUAUCCUCUAGGAUUUAUACAGUUUUCACAAAUUGCCAAUCAGUCUUAUGAUAAAAGUUGUACUAAGACUCAAAUGAGUUCCCAAUAUAGAUCAUAAAGACUUCCAAAACUGAACUACAAUUUAAGAUUCAGUAUCAGAGAUAAUGGAAAACAACGCACCCUACAAGGUGACAACCUCAAGUAAAAUAGAUCCCAACAUACUGAGGUACAAUAUUAGUAGUCUUCACAGGUAAGAAAUGGACAUAAAUGGUCAACUUGUCCAUAAUCACACACACCAAGCUUUUUGAUGGAAGAGAGCAAGAAGAAGAAGAAAGAGGAGUUGGAAUGGAGAAGAAAGACAUGGAAACUAGUUUCAAAGGUUCGAAUGGAAUCACCGCUGAUUCAAUGCAUAACUAAUUUCGUAUCAAUGGAUUUAAUGGCGAAUACUCUCUUAUCAGCUGGAGCAUCACCAGCAAUGGUUCAUUCACUCGAAGAGAUAUCAGAAUUCACUCCACGAGUAAGUGCUCUCUGUCUUAAUGUUGGAACACUCUCAUCUUCUUCUCUUCCUGCUAUGAUAGCUGCUGCUAAGCUAUGCUCUCAGUUGAAUAUCCCUUGGGUUCUUGAUCCUGUUGCUGUCUCUGCUUCUUCUUUCCGUUUCGAUGCUUGCGUUCAACUUGUUACAUUCAAACCAACUGUUAUUCGAGGAAAUGCCUCUGAAAUUAUCUCCCUUUCUUCUUCCUCACUUCAAUCCUCCGCUGCCUCAAUGGGUGUGGACAGUACUCACGGUUCAAUGGAUGCAGUUGAAGCAGCAAAGUUGUUGGCUCAAACAAGUGGUGCCAUAGUUGCAGUGUCAGGGGCCACUGACAUUGUCACAGAUGGAAAUCAAGUUGUUGGUGCUCACAAUGGUGUGCCAUUGAUGCAAAAAAUAACAGCAACGGGGUGUGCAGUCACUGCACUUAUUGCUGCCUUUGUUGCAGUUGACAAAAGCCAUGCUUUAGAUGCGGCAGUAUCAGCAUUAGCUGUAUUUGGUGUUGCUGGUGAGUUGGGAAUGAAGAUGGCGAAAGGUCCUUCAUCGUUGCGGAUGCACUUGAUAGAUUCACUCUACGGUCUUGAUGAAGCUACCUUGCAAUCUCAUGUUAAUAUCACUAGCUUGUGUUGAAAUCUGAAGAUCCGCAUGUAGCUCUUGCAAAUCGGUAAUAUUAUUACAUUUUUAUCUAUCAUAGCUCAUAGUUGUUAUUGUUAUCCAAUCCAUCAGUUGAAGAUGGAUCAUUAGCGACAGUGGAGAUCCUCAAUAAUCAGUAGCUAGUAAUAACAGGAUGUUCUGCUUUAAUAUAUCUCACGGUUUCACUAGCAUUGCCUUGGCUAGAAAGAAUGGUCUAGUUUUUGUUGUCCUCCUAACUUAUUUUGGUCAACGUUAACCGUAUUUUGAAAGUUAAUUCCUUAUAAUGUCUAUGAUGCAUAGGAAUUGAUUUGUUGAAAGUUGUUCCCGAACUGUUGAGAUUGAGACAUUGCUUAUCGUGUGGAAGAUCUGUCGAGUUAAGUAUAUAUGAGGGAAUGAAUAACAUUUUCUUACAUGUCAUGCUUCUUAUGCAUUCUGCAGUAAACUUUUUAUUUGUUCAGGUUUUUGUUUCAUAGACUUAUGUGAUGUUGUUCCAUCAUGUUAUUUUUUCCUUUUUCAUUCUUGUUCAUGUGCUAUAAUAGCUAAUGUUUCACCACUUA
This is a messenger RNA of Medicago truncatula (barrel medic), 2257 nucleotides long. Its product is annotated as hydroxyethylthiazole kinase. The coding region runs from base 846 to 1697 and encodes 283 amino acids. The transcript is spliced from 2 exons. NCBI's taxonomy places the organism in Eukaryota, Viridiplantae, Streptophyta, Magnoliopsida, Fabales, Fabaceae. Gene Ontology annotation, biological process: thiamine biosynthetic process. Gene Ontology annotation, molecular function: magnesium ion binding; ATP binding; hydroxyethylthiazole kinase activity. The record is from RefSeq and is a predicted model, not a curated record.